Messenger RNA from Bursaphelenchus okinawaensis, 2094 nucleotides. NCBI's taxonomy places the organism in Eukaryota, Metazoa, Nematoda, Chromadorea, Rhabditida, Aphelenchoididae. The record is from the annotation of a GenBank genome assembly.
AUGACCGGUCUCUUACUGAUUGGAGUUGUAUUGUUGGGCUGGUUACUGGGGUCGGAUGCGCGGGAUUGCAAGUCCUUACCGGAUGGUAUGUUCGACAAUUACUUUCGUAUUUGGAGUGCGUUGCUGUACGAUCACAAUGGUACACAGAUAAACACGACCGUGCUGGUGGGGCAGUUCAUUUGUGAGUUUUUUUUUGAAAUUUUGUUAAAUUUAGUGAUUAAGGGGCGGAUACUGCUUGUAGCGUAGGAUAGGCUAAUCCAAAAGCUAAUUUCAAUGAUUUUAGCGAACAAGGUACCUUCUAAAACUGGCAUUUCGAUUUCCUUCUACAAUGUUCCCCAAGCCCGCUUGAUGAACAUGGACUUCUCUGUGAGUGUACAACCAAACUACUCUCAACGAAAUUAUGACAAUUCGGUCAUUUUCUCGGAUGGUACUAACUUAUACAGGGUGUUUGACGAGUAGGUUUUACAAUUUUUUAAAUGUACUCUACCUUACACUACAGUACUUUACCGUACUCUAUCUUACAUUACAUUACCCUACCUCACCGUACCCUACAAUACAUUACCCUACCGUACCCUACCUUACACUACAUUACCCUACCCUACCUUACUGUACUCUACCUACCCUUACACUACAGUACCCUAUUUCAGCCAAUCCCUGGUAGUGCCAUUCCAAGGGGAUCUGCCUUUAAAUCGCCUCUUCUUCUACAAGAAUUUGCUGGUACUGAACAGGACUCAUGUGAUCCGUCUCUCCCACAUCAUCACCUCCAGUGAUCAUACCGUGUUGAACAACUUCUACGAAAGUAUGUUGUCUUUGCUUCACAUUGCGUUCCACAAUGAAACGGAGAUCAAACAGAUUGCCAAUUGCAUGGAUCCGGAAGGCCGACCUUGUGUUUGGGACACGAAAGCACCGAAUGGUACACUGGUGGAGACUUUGCAACAAAAGUUUGAGCCGACCGAUUCGUCGGUUAUCACUUUCAAUGGAUUUUCGUUUACUUUGUGAGUUUGUUUUUGAAUUUUUUAAGUUUACGCUUAGCCGUUUAGGCUUAGUGGCACAGUUCAGGUUGCUUAAGUUUGGUUUUAGAAUUAGGCUUUGUCACUUAGGCUUAACCGCUUAGGUUUACGUUGUUCAGGCUUAGCUUUGGCUCUUCUGGUUUAGGCUUAGCCGAUCACGCUUGAUCGCUUAGACUUUGCUGCUUAGGCUUAACAGUUUAGGUUUAGGCUUUCUUUGUUCGUUGUUUCAAGCUCAGGUUGAGUUAAGUUGCUUAGCCUUAGUGGCUUAGGCUUUGUUUCUUAAGUUUAGCCGUUCAGGUUUAGGGAUAGCCGAUUAUGUUUAGUUUCUUAGACUUAGCGGGUCGGCUUUGCUGCUUUGGCUUAGUCGAUAAAGUUUAGGCUCAGGCUGUGUCGUUUAAGCUCAGGUUGGUUUGCUUAUGUUUAAUUGCUUAGGCUUGGAAAUUAAGUCUUAGCCGCCCUUGGUUUAGCCUUAGCCGGUUUAGCUCAGUUUGAGUCGCUUAGGCCUAGUCGUUUACUUUAAGCCGCUGAGAUUCAGUAUUAGCCGAUCACGUUUAGACUUACAAAUUGUUAGCGGCUUAAGCUCAGUUCUAGUCACACAAGUUUAGUCGCAUAGACUUGGAAUCAAAAACCUUGUCUGCCUAUGACAUACCUUUCGAAGUAUGUACAUAUUAUGCAAAUUUUGAAUGAAAAUUUUUGUUUAUUAUAAAAAACUUUUAGAAAUGGAUUUUCCAAGUACACGAUCAUCUCCACCACGGACCCGGACAAUUGUUUCAGUGGAGAUCCGAACGCUUUGUUCAAGGACACUAAGGGACCUGAAGGAUACCAGAAUCUUACGCUGAUGACCACCAUUCCCCUCUUCAACCGGUACGACAAGUUUUUCAAGGAUCGUAAGUGCAUUUUUUCUAUUUUAAAAUUUUUUUUUUAUUUUAAAAAUUUAAAAUUGGAAAAAAAUUUAAUUUCAAAUGUUUCAGACUCCAACAUCUUCAAUUGGGAUUCGUCUCCAGUAAGCAGCACGCUCGGUACUGGUCCAACAAUCACUUCGAUUUUCAUUCUUUGUAUUAUGUUCAUGGCUUUCGUUUACUAA